Molecule: messenger RNA, 642 nt
Organism: Mesorhabditis belari
Lineage: Eukaryota; Metazoa; Nematoda; Chromadorea; Rhabditida; Rhabditidae
Source: the annotation of a GenBank genome assembly
AUGAUUAUGGAAGUCAAACCGUAUACUGGAGGCACUUUUCAGAAGAUUGGCUCCGAAGAAUCGCACACGGUUGAGACUUACGAGAGGAAGAUUCAUGGAACCGAGAGCUCGGAGCCUCAAAGACAGCUCAGCUCAAAGCAGUACACUGAGAGGCGAACUUAUGGACGAGACGAGAAUGGAGAUAUUGUUGUGAAAGUGGAAAAAAAUCCAUCCGAGCCCGUCCGCCCAGUCUCUCCAGUCUCUCCAGUGAUGCCCGUGGGAGAGCUGGCAAACUCUGACCUUCUUCGACCCGUUGAACCCCUCCGACCAUUGUCGAUCCCGAGAAUCGAGCUCAAAAAGAACACCCCAUCACCGAGAAGCCCAAAAAGCCCGCGAAGUCUCUAUUAUGGAGACGAAUUGGUGGCUGAUGUCGGUGAGCGGCGAUCGAUUUCCCCGAGAUCCGUUCGAUCGGGUCCAAUCUCGCCGAGAAGCAAUGCAAGUGGAGGAUCGGUUGGAAGUCAAUCAGCGAUUCCGAUGAAAAAGGUGAUCACAAAGAAAAGACUUGUCUCGAUUCACGAUGGUCGACCGAUUAGCCCUUUCGUUGAAACGAUCACAUGGGAACCCGCCUAUCCGGAUAGAUACAGCAGGUUAGAUACUCACGAC